This is a messenger RNA of Elaeis guineensis (African oil palm), 402 nucleotides long. The record is from RefSeq and is a predicted model, not a curated record. Lineage: Eukaryota; Viridiplantae; Streptophyta; Magnoliopsida; Arecales; Arecaceae.
AUGACUGCGCCUGUCAUAGCAAACCUGGAACCUAUCGAAUCAGCUCCACCUGUGGUCAUCUCCAAGGCUAUGGGGGCACCACAAAAUUUCUACAAUCUCCAUCUUGAUGCCCCCAAAGCCUUGGUCCUGUCAUCAGCGGCUGUGCCCACCGCUGAUCCAAUUGCUGCUCCCAUUACUACCUCGGUGACUCCACUUGUCGCGCCUCUAGCGACUCCACCUACGACUCCAACUGCUGCAGCUCCAGCGACUAUGCUCGUCACUGCUCUAGUGGUUCUAAUUACCAUUGGCCCAAUGGCUUUGACCGCUACUGCUCCUGUGGCAUGCUCCACCACUGCAUCAGAUAAUCCAGGAGUGAUUGUAGCUCCACUCUCCUGCCUCCAAUCCACCUAUGGUCCAGGCUGA